This is a messenger RNA of Gavialis gangeticus (Gharial), 1838 nucleotides long. RefSeq names its product brain-specific homeobox/POU domain protein 3. The transcript has 2 exons. The coding region runs from base 143 to 1168 and encodes 341 amino acids. Gene Ontology annotation, biological process: regulation of transcription by RNA polymerase II. Lineage: Eukaryota; Metazoa; Chordata; Crocodylia; Gavialidae. The record is from RefSeq and is a predicted model, not a curated record. Gene Ontology annotation, molecular function: DNA-binding transcription factor activity, RNA polymerase II-specific; RNA polymerase II cis-regulatory region sequence-specific DNA binding.
UGCCAUUGAUACUGUGAUCAGAAGUCAGACAAUAACAACAGACCCAAAGAGCAAAGCUCAACAGAUCCCACCUGCUCAUGCAACAGUGGCAACCCGGUGCCACUGCUUCUCUCCCUCUCGUCUUCUCUCUGCCUCUGUCAUCAUGAUGUCUAUGAACAGCAAGCAGCCUUUCAGCAUGCAUCCGAUCCUGCAUGAGCCGAAAUAUACCCACCUGCACACCAGCUCAGAGGCCAUCCGGAGAGCCUGCCUGCCAGCCCCUCAGAUCCAAGGCAAUAUCUUUGCGGGCUUCGAUGAGACUUUGCUGAGAGGGGCUGAAGCCCUGGCGGCCGUGGAUAUAGUAUCGCAGAAAACCCAUCCUUUCAAGCCAGACGCCACUUACCACACCAUGAGCAGCGUCUCAUGCACUCCUACCUCCUCCUCCGUUCACCUGCACCACCCUUCGGUCCUGACCACCCACCAUCCUCACCAUCACCACCACCAGCCCUCGCAGGGCUUGGAAGGGGAGCUCCUGGACCACCUCAACUCUGCCAUCCCUCUCGGGGGUGUCCCUGGACCUGAUGUGGGCUCCACGCCCUCCCACCCGCAUUCCCACAUGUCCGCCAUCAACCACAUGGCCCACCACUCCCAGUCUAUGAACAUGGCUCACCCGCACGGGCUGGCCUCCCACGCUGUCAUCUCAGGCCCCGAGACAGAGACGGACCCCAGGGAACUGGAGUCCUUUGCAGAGCGGUUCAAGCAGAGGAGGAUCAAACUGGGGGUGACCCAGGCGGACGUGGGCUCCGCCUUGGCCAACCUGAAGAUCCCGGGCGUGGGCUGCCUGAGCCAAAGCACCAUCUGCCGGUUCGAGUCCCUCACCCUGUCCCAUAACAACAUGGUGGCCCUGAAGCCCAUCCUGGAGGCUUGGCUGGAGGAGGCGGAGCGGGCGCAGAGGGAGAAAAUGACCAAGCCUGAGAUCUACACGGGCGGGGACAAGAAGCGCAAGCGCACCUCCAUCGCCGCCCCGGAGAAGAGGUCGCUGGAAGCCUAUUUCGCGGUGCAGCCCAGACCCUCCUCCGAGAAAAUCGCAGCCAUCGCAGAGAAGUUAGACUUGAAGAAGAACGUGGUGCGGGUCUGGUUUUGCAAUCAAAGACAGAAGCAGAAACGGAUGAAAUUUUCUGCCACCUACUGAGAAGGGGCGGGAGAGGAGAGAAGAGCAAGCGGCAUCACCUCCAGCCAGACCUCCCGCCGCCCUUUCCCCGCUCCCGCAGCAGCACCAGGCAGGUCACGUUUUCCUGUAGUUUACUUCUAAAAAAAAAAAAGGGGGGGGGGGGGGGGGACCACCAAGAACUGAUAAGCUCUCCCUCUUUUCGAGCCCGCGAUUGUCUUUGCGAAGAAAGGAACUGACCAUGCUACCAUGGCUAAUAAAGACUUCGCUUUUUAAAGAAAAAAAAAAGAGCAAACAGCAACACACAGGAGGAACUUAGACAACUGUACAAUAGUCCUGGUGAGUGAAAAAAGUCAGGUCUCGAGCCUUUGUUUGAGAGAAGACUUUGACCCCCCCCCAUUAAUCCCUCUUCCACUGACUAUUACAAAAUGUAAGAGGAGACAAAAAAUCAAUGAAACUUGAAAAAAGAUACAUGUUUAUUCCUCUCGGUUUCAUAUCCACAGUUUCUUCCUCUCGUUUUCUUUUUUCUUUUUCCAUUUACGAGUGUAAAUAUGUUCUGGGGAUGGCACUGCACAGAGUUGGAAAGUUCUGUUCCGUGGGGUUUCUUUGCUGUACAGCACGUCAUUCAUGUCAGACUCUCUUUAUUUAAACAAGCAUUCACUUGAAGGGCUUCCCCCACCACACACACACCACA